UUAGAUGGUAUUGAUCAUCUAUAAUUCUACAUUGAUAAAUCUACAUAUAUUUUAUUUAUAUAUAGAUCUGUGCUCUUGGUAAAUUUAUUUAAAAAACAUUAAUUUCAAUGGUAACCGCAGAAGCGGAAAGCGAAUUUCAUAUUAAGAUGAAGAUUUCCAAUGUUUGUAACUGUGCGUUCCCUGAGUGGUAUUCAAAGUUUAAAACCAUUACUACUGAAAGUAUUUUGAUUCCACUUCCAGAGUCAUUCCUCACUUACCUACAUACAGAUGGGCUGGUAUUGCCAAACAGCUCUACACAUGGUGUAUAUGGUAAAGCUAACAACUUAAUUAUGGAUGGGGAUGUUGAAGAUGAAGAUUUAAGAGAUGAUGAGCUAAUGAGAAUGUAUGAGUCUGACUGGUCAACAGGUUGUAGCACACUAAUAGCUGAGUCUCCUGACUUUGGUGAAUUUGAUCUUAAAGUGAAGGCUGCCAUUAAAACACUAGGUGGAAGGGUGUUUCCAAAAUUAAACUGGAGCUCUCCCAAAGAUGCCAGUUGGAUAGCUUUUGACAAAAGUCUAAUGUGUACAUGCCCCAGUGAUGUGUACUUGUUGUUGAAGAGUUCUCAGUUUAUCUCCCAUGACUUGGAUCAACCUUUUGAUCAAUGUGAAGACUACCAGAAGGAUGCACUACUGCCAUCUCUAACCUACACACUUGUACUCAGAAAAUGGGAGCCUCCUAACCCAGCUUCAGAGUUUCGAUGCUUUGUUCAUAACAACAAACUCAUUGGAGUAUGUCAAAGAAAUGCCAAUAAAUUUUACCCUCACAUUAUUGUCAAUAAAAAUGUUGUCCUAGAAGAUAUCUGCGAGUUUGUAAAGAUUCACAUUGCUGAGAAAUUUGUAGAAACUAAUUAUGUUGUGGAUGUAGUUCAUGUCAAGCAGGGUCAUGUGAUACUAAUAGACUUUAACCCAUUUGGUCCAGUCACAGAUGCUCUGAUGUUUACUUGGUCUGAACUCAGUGACCUCAUCACUCAGAUAAAAGAGCUUCCAUGUUUUCGCUGUGUUGAAAGUGAAGAAGGUGUUCAGUGCUCAGACUAUGCCAACUUUGCUUUUCCACAAGACAUUCAGGACUUGGCAGCUGGAGAAGAUCCAUACAAAUUCAUGGAUUGGAUGAAAAUUCUGACACAAAAAGAGUUUGAUACCAGCUCUAGUUCAGAGGAGGAGGAGGGUACAGCUAAUACAUAGAGAAUAGAGCCUUCCAUUUGGUUUCACUCAGACAUCCUCCUGCUUAACAAAAAGACGUCCUCCUGCUUAACAAAAAGAUGUCCUCCUGCUUAACAAAAAGACAUCCUCCUGCUUAAUAAAAAGACAUCCUCCUGCUUAACAAAGUCACUGGAAUUGACAAACUGUUUAUCUUCUAUGUUUUCAAACAGAUUAAAAACACAAGAGCUGCUGUGUGCUGAGUUCAACAGAAAUUUGUUGUUGUUGUGUUGGUCCUCUAGCAACAAUCCCAUUGGAAAGUAAUAAACAAAACACUCAUUGGAACAUUUUGAAACAGUGUUUUAUAACUAGAUACGUUACACAAUGUCUGAUGUUAACAGAUUUGGCUGCGACACAUUUGUAGAUUCUUCCAUUAUCUUUGUAUUGAGACAGUUCAUGAACUAUAUAUAUUGCCUUAUCUAUGCAGUAUGUCACAGAAAUCUUUUUGCACAUAAAGUGUUUGUUUUAUUGUAUACGUUUUGAAUAUUCUUCCUUAAAUGAAGAUUUUUACAUCAUAGGGUACACCUCUUGCAGGAUGGUUUAGGAUGGCAGGGGGUAUGAAUCAUAUCCAUGACCAUAUGACAUACAUACCAUAUGAAUAGACUGCCAUCCAAAGUAUACAGAUAGAUUUAAUGUAGUAUUGAUUGUUAUUCUCUGACUAGCUUUUAAAAAUAGACAUAAUAUAGUACAGAUUUUUUUAACAACAGUUCAUGUAUAUUUCAUGUACAUUUUUUAAUUUAGUGAAAUUUAUGUAGUCUGUUUUUAAUAUUUUCAUAUUUAAUAAUAGAUUAUUUGUUUGUUUGUUUUGUUUAUACCUGUACAAUUCUGAUAGCAUUAUAUAAUUAGGUCAGUUGUGUCACAGCCUCUACUAGGGUGUAGCACUGUGUGCUCCAAACUAUCUAAAAGUCGCUGGCUCCUGAUUUUUCCUUAGCUGUGUGGAGAGGGGGGAGAUGAAACUGAUGUGUGAGCAACAUUGUUCCAACCAUAACAAAUGCCCAGGCAUUCAUCUCAAUGCAAUGAUCCAUAGCUGCUUUGCAAGUGAAGGAGGCAAUUCAUAUAUAUAUAUAUAUAUAUAAAUUAGAAGUUAAAUUUGUACAACUUUUUUGAUGAAAGAAUUUGUUUCUAAUUAAUUAAAAAAACAUAUCAUCAAAUGUAUCUAUUUCUUUCCUUCAUUUGCCACUUGAAACUAUCACAUUUCAGUAGAAAGAACACAAUUUCAAAGAAGAAUCAAAUUUGUCUAGAGAAACACUUGAAGCAUUUCCCUUCACCUUAUUUCUGUGUUCUAAGAUUCUUGAUAAUGUCAUCAAUUCUUUUCUCUGUAUGAAUAGUUAGCUGAUUUAGUGUAAUGACUAUCUGAGGGCAACAUUUCCAUACUUCAUGAUGGAAUUGAAACAUUUUAUUUCUUUUAGAGCUAUAGGUGUCAGACUAAAUCAAGUGCAAAUUUUCCUGUACAGAUACAUCAGGUGGAUGAUUUCAUUUAGUUAAACAUAGCAAUGGAAGAGAUGGUCUGUGACUUUUUUGGUUUUCCUCUGUACAUAAUACAUGUACAAAGUUAAUUCUGUUUUUCUCAAAGUUUUUUUAUCAUCCUUAGAUAUUCAUGAAUGUUUUGUCAUCAAUAGUAAUCUUUGACUUGAGCUUUUUUUUUUACCUUGUUUAUAUCAUCUAUUAAUUGUCUUUCAAAGUCUUUUCCUGCUUUCAUUUUCUUUAGACAUUCCAUAUACUGCUCAUAUUUCUCUAUUACUGUAAACUGCAACUUUAAUAUCAAAGGAAACAUUUACUGUGAUUAACUUAAAUAUGAACAUUUUCAAUGCAGAAAAUAAUUUAUAGAGAGAAGUUUUUUUCAAAACUAUCAAGCCCAGCCAGCAGAAACGUUUAAUGAACAAACUUAGCAGCAAGCAAUUCUCUUCUCAUUUCUUAUUAAAGAACUAUUGAUAGGUUAGCUUUCAUAUCUCUCCAUGGGCUAAGUAUUUUCUGAUUCUGUUUCCAAGAAUCAAAGCUCAGAUCUAGAAACCAAAAAAACUGUUUAAAAGAUCAUUUAAACUAUAGCAACACAUUUUUGUUUAUUUAAUUUAGCCAGUCCAAUAAAAUAUAAUUAUCAGUUAUGAAA
Biomphalaria glabrata is the source of this 3342-nucleotide messenger RNA. Its product is annotated as cell division cycle protein 123 homolog. Gene Ontology annotation, cellular component: cytoplasm. The transcript has 14 exons. The coding region runs from base 108 to 1220 and encodes 370 amino acids. NCBI's taxonomy places the organism in Eukaryota, Metazoa, Mollusca, Gastropoda, Planorbidae. The record is from RefSeq and is a predicted model, not a curated record.